Meloidogyne enterolobii is the source of this 876-nucleotide messenger RNA. The record is from the annotation of a GenBank genome assembly. Lineage: Eukaryota; Metazoa; Nematoda; Chromadorea; Rhabditida; Meloidogynidae.
AUGCCGGUUUCAAAAGCAUUGUCUUGUAUGAAAAAACUUCUUCUAAGCCUUUUAAAUCAAUAUGGAAGAGAGAAGAAUGUUGGCUCACAAUUUCGUUCAGUUGUCGAAAAAAUAAGAAUUCCAAGUGUAAAAUAUAUUGCAUUUGACUUUCAUCGGCAUUGUCAGUCGUUAAACUGGAAAAGAUUAUCCUAUUUAAAAGAAGAAAUUAUGCCUGAUAUUCGACAAUUUGGAUUUUUCUCAACUCAUUUAUCAAUACAAGGUGAUUUUUGGAUUGAGGCUAAUCCAGAAAAUAGGCAAUAUCAAAAUGGUUUUAUACGUACAAAUUGCAUGGAUUUUCAACUUCAAUAUUUUGGUAUUAUAAAUGAAUCAGUUUUUAAUUUUGAUGCUUGGCCAGAAUUUGUUUAUACGUUUAAAAAUUUAUGGGCAGAUAAUGGUGAUAUUUGUAGUAAACAAUAUGCUGGGACUGGGGCUUUAAAGACUGAUUAUACACGCGUUGGAAAACGAACUUUUGGUGGAAUGGUUAAUGAUUUGAAUAAUUCUUUGACUCGUUAUUUUAAAAAUAAUUUUACGGAUGGUUAUAGACAGGAUGCCCUAAAUUUAUUUUUGCUCAACUAUACAGUCGACAGAAAUAGUUUACCUGAGAGAGCAGAUCAUUCAAUAAUUAAUUUUGACAGUAACGGAGCGGCAAUUGCUGGAGCAAUAUUUUCUGUGACUAUGACACUUUUAUGUAUUUUGAUCUCAGAUAAUAUAAGUGCUUCAUUCUUUUGGUUUGUAAUAUUUAUUUUAUUUAUGGGCUUUAUUUGGGUUAAUGGAGAUGAUUUUGUUGAUAAUCCAUUGCUUAUACCGACGUCAGAAAAAAUUGGAAAAAAGGAUUAA